GGAUGACGACAUGUUUCUUUGCUGUACCAGGGGUCGUCUGAUUAAAUAUAAUCAAAAACAUACAAAUCUGAUUCUCGAUUUAGUAUAAUCUUUGCACUCUAUGUUGGUUAAUAAUAGCAAUGUUUACAAACGACUUGCUUACUAUGUUGAACUUCCGUCACGUCACGAGCAUGCGGACCGGUGUUACUCAUAAUAUGACAGUACUUUGAGUACACAUGAUUGCAUGUUCAUUUAUCCAUUUGACGGACACUAUCUUGAGUAAGAUAACAGCCUCUCUGAAUGGUAAACGCUUUGGAUUAAUACACAGUGACUGCACUAAAGAGGAGUAACGGCACCAUUCAAUUACCUCCUGCAUUACAGACCUCUCUACUUUUUCUGCUUUCCUCCCGUGUCAUCAUUUUUGGGCUGAAUGCUGCAGGCAUUGCCUCAGAUUAGUAGAGCAGUUGUGAGGAUUCGUCGAGUUGGAGCUCAAAUCAUCCCAAUGGCUCAGAACUGCAAUGACUCAUCCACACAGAAUGGUGGCGCUGUCACUGCAGCUAUUCUUAUCAUAGGAGAUGAGAUUCUCAAGGGUCACACUGUUGACACUAACAGUGCUUUCCUGUGCCGCGGGCUUCGCAAACUUGGUGUCACCGUACAGCGCAUCACUGUGGUACCUGACGUCCAGGAGGUCAUCGCUAAAGAAGUGUCCCUUCAGUCCUCCUCUGUAACUCACCUCAUCACAUCAGGUGGCGUCGGGCCCACCCAUGAUGACGUCACUUUUGAGAGCGUUGCCAUGGCAUUUGGCGAAGGUCUGCAUGCCCACCCAGAACUGACAAAGCUUGUGGAGGAGUUCUUCGGUGUGGCCGAUCCUAACAGUGCUACUAUGAAGCUCGCCAUGGUUCCGGUUUCAGCAAAACUAAAUUUUGGCACAGAUCCCCAGACAGGCCGGCCAAAUCGCUAUCCUCUAGUCAGUGUCCGCAACGUUUACAUGUUCCCUGGCAUCCCCUCUCUGCUGGAACGGUCCUUUAACGGACUUACCCAUCUGUUUUCAGGUUCUGGAACCACCUUUCACAGCCGGGAGGUGUUUGUGGAUGCGGAUGAGACAGAAAUAGCCCCGGUUCUGACAAAACUGCAAGCGAGUUGGGGCAAGCAUGUUUCUCUGGGCUCUUACCCAGAUUGGCUGAGCAAUUAUCAUCGUGUCCGAUUGGUCCUGGACUCAGACAGUGCAGACGAGGUGGUACGGGCACGGGCUCAACUGAUAGAGGAGCUACCUAAAGGGAGUGUGGUACCACUUGUCACCGACCCAGUGUCAAUUGCGACUGAAGAGGUGUACUCGCUCUCAAACAGCGGUUCACCGCUGGGUCAGAAAGUAGCAACAGCGUUGAGGACCAUUGAGACGGCACUGGAUCAGUAUUCAGCUAAUGAGAUCUGUGCAGGCUUCAAUGGUGGCAAGGACUGCACAGCUCUACUGCAUUUAUAUUAUGCUGCCCUCAAACGGCGAUAUCCAGAUGGUAAAGACAAAGUAAAGGCUCUGUAUAUUCGGACUGUCUCCCCUUUUCCAGAAAUGGAGAGAUUCUUGCAAGAUACAAUUAAAAGAUAUGAUUUGGAGCUGAUCUCAGUGGAGGGAAGCAUUCGACAAGCACUAAGUGAGGUUCAAGAGAGGAGGCCGGAAUUACGUGCGGUUCUGAUGGGAACGAGGCGGACCGACCCUUACUCGCACACUCUGAAACCCCUCUGUCCUACAGACCCGGGCUGGCCUGUUUACAUGAGGGUCAACCCACUGCUGGAAUGGACGUAUCAUGACAUUUGGUCAUUCUUGAGAACAUUGUAUGUGCCCUACUGUAUCCUGUAUGACAAAGGGUACACUUCUCUGGGAAGUAUGGAUAACACUUGCAGGAAUCCUUCUCUUAAAAUGAUGGAUGGGAGAGGUGUGACCCGCUACAGACCUGCCUACCUCCUAGAAAACGAGGAGGAGGAACGAAACUCAAGAGCGUGAUGUCAUCAAUAGAGACAUUGUAGAUUGAAUGUAGCUGAAAACAUUUUUAAGAUGAACUGAAUCAAAAAAACUUCCAUGGCUAUUGCACCAUGCUAUUUUGUGUCUGCGUGUG
Misgurnus anguillicaudatus (oriental weatherfish) is the source of this 2087-nucleotide messenger RNA. RefSeq names its product flavin adenine dinucleotide synthetase 1 (gene flad1). Lineage: Eukaryota; Metazoa; Chordata; Actinopteri; Cypriniformes; Cobitidae. Gene Ontology annotation, biological process: FAD biosynthetic process. Gene Ontology annotation, molecular function: FMN adenylyltransferase activity. The record is from RefSeq and is a predicted model, not a curated record.